Messenger RNA from Hordeum vulgare subsp. vulgare (domesticated barley), 1290 nucleotides. RefSeq lists its product as uncharacterized. The coding region runs from base 113 to 997 and encodes 294 amino acids. The record is from RefSeq and is a predicted model, not a curated record. NCBI's taxonomy places the organism in Eukaryota, Viridiplantae, Streptophyta, Magnoliopsida, Poales, Poaceae. The transcript is spliced from 2 exons.
UACUCCAAAAUCCUGCAACUGCUUUGGAAAACUGGUGGCCAACGCACGAGCGGCGGCGAGCCCAAUCUCCAUCCUUAUUCCGACUUCACAGCAACCACCGGAGCCGCCGAUCAUGGAGUCCUCGCCGACGUCGUACAAGAAGGCCACGGCGGCGCUGGACGAGGCGGCGAGGGCGCGGCUGCGCGGCCCGUUCUUCGGCGGCACCACGCCGUCCGCCGCCGGACACGAGGACGCCCACGACGACGACGGCCUGGUGGAGCUGGUGGACGAGUUCUACAACGGAUACGGCGAGGACGCCGUCACCAAGGAAGCUGUGGCGCCGCGGCCCGCUACCACGUGGGCUGACGCGCUGCGAGCGGCGCGGAUCCGCGCCGCCGUGGGUGCGGGGCCGAACGUCGCUGGCGGUGAAGGGGUCAGGAAGCACGUCGCCGACAGGCUCCGUGCGAGAGGGUUCGAUGCCGGCGUCUGCAGAUCGUCGUGGGAAAGAAGCAGCAGCGUGCCGGCGGCGGGCAGCCACGAGUACGUGGACGUGGUGAUCGCAGCGGGCACGUUGACGUCGCGGUACAUCGUCGAGGUCAACAUCGCCGCCGAGUUCGAGACUGCGAGGCCCAGCGCAGAGUACCAGCAGCUCCUCCUCGCCCUCCCCGCGGUUCUCGUGGCGACGCCGGAGACGUUCAAGGAGGUCGCCGCGGCAAUGUGCGCGGCGGCGGCGGAGUCCAUCCGAGGCGCGGGCAUGCACGUGCCGCCAUGGAGGCGCGCGCGGUACGUGCAGGCCAAGUGGUCCGGCAAGUACAAGCGAGCGGCGCCCGUGGCCUUGGCCGUGGCCGCGCCGUCGGAGACGCCGUGGGAGGGAGGGGCGAGCAGCACUGCAGCGGCCGAAGCUCGCCUGCGCCGCAGCGUGCCGGCGUCCGGCGGCCGGAAGCAUUGCGGGAUGGAGAUGGGCCGCAGGGAGAUGGCGUUCGGGAGCACGAGGCCGCUCAUGUUCAGAGGAUUGUGACACGCCGCUGGUGCACGCACUGACGACGCGUCCGAUGAUACGAUCGGAUGAGACGACUGUUUGUUUUUUAUUUUUUGGCCUCUUGGGCUUGCCAACUAUGGCAAUUCCUUUAUUUUUGUAUACGUAUCUUCUUCUCUUGUGGAUGGCCUGUAGGCUGUAGGGUUCUUGCUGGUCAGGGGUUGCGUGGAAGUGUAUGUUUUGGGAGGUUUAUCUGACCAGUGAAAAAUAAUCAAUUGUAAGGCACAUAUCCGAUCGAAUUUAUCUGAAUAAAAUGCAAGUACUCCCUUCGUUUC